Messenger RNA from Pochonia chlamydosporia 170, 1275 nucleotides. RefSeq names its product kynurenine aminotransferase. The coding region runs from base 1 to 1275 and encodes 424 amino acids. NCBI's taxonomy places the organism in Eukaryota, Fungi, Ascomycota, Sordariomycetes, Hypocreales, Clavicipitaceae. Gene Ontology annotation, biological process: biosynthetic process. Gene Ontology annotation, molecular function: L-kynurenine:2-oxoglutarate transaminase activity; pyridoxal phosphate binding. Gene Ontology annotation, cellular component: mitochondrion; cytoplasm. The record is from RefSeq and is a predicted model, not a curated record. The transcript is spliced from 6 exons.
AUGGAAGGAAGCAGCAAGAUUAAGCCCGCGGCAAGGGUAUCCAACCAAAAGCAAGAUGUCUGGUCCAUCAUCAACGAAGCAGCUGCCGCAUCACCAAAGCAGCCCAUUGUAAACAUGGGCCAAGGCUUCUUCGGCUACAACCCGCCUGAUUUCAUCCUCAAUGCCGCCAAGGAUGCUCUCGACCGUGUUGAGUGCAACCAGUACUCGCCUACCAAGGGGCGGCCGCGGCUCAAGAAGGCUAUUGCGGAUGCGUACUCGCCUUUCUGGGGGAGAAAGAUUGACCCUGAGACGGAGGUUACUAUUACCACGGGUGCUAACGAGGGCAUGUUGAGUGCGUUUAUGGCGUUUAUCGAACCAGGCGACGAGGUCAUCAUCUUUGAGCCCUUUUUCGACCAAUACAUAAGCAAUAUUGAAAUGCCCGGCGGCAAAAUCGUCUACGUCCCCAUGCACCCUCCCGAAACUGGCGGAACCAAGACGUCGUCUGCUGCGGAUUGGACUAUUGACUUUGAUGAGUUGGAAAAGGCCAUUACUCCGCGUACGAAAAUGAUUGUUUUGAAUACACCUCAUAACCCUGUCGGCAAAGUCUACUCGCGCGACGAACUCCAAAAGAUUGGUGACCUAUGCGUCAGGCAUGAAAUCAUCAUCCUGUCAGACGAAGUGUACGACCGUCUCUACUACGUGCCCUUUACGCGAAUGUCCACUCUCUCCCCUGAGAUUGAAAAGCUCACCAUAACGGUUGGGUCUGCCGGCAAGAACUUUUACGCCACGGGCUGGCGAGUUGGUUGGCUCAUGGGCCCCGCAAACCUCAUCAAAUACGUCUCCGCAGCCCACACCCGCAUCUGCUACUCCUCCGUGUCGCCCCUCCAGGAAGCAUGCGCCGUGGGCUUCGAACAAGCUGAAUCCCAAGGCUUCUGGGACCAGACCAUCACGGACAUGAAGUCCAAGAUGGACCGGUUCAACGAGAUCUGGACCGAGCUGGACAUGCCGUACUCCGAGCCCGAGGGCGGGUACUUUGUGCUCGUCAACAUGAAGAAGGUCAAGGUUCCGGCGGACUACCCCUUCCCCGAGCACGUGGCGAGCAGGCCGCGCGAUUUCAAGCUGGCUUGGUUCUUGAUCCAGGAGGUGGGCGUGGCGGCGAUCCCGCCGACGGAGUUUUAUACCGAUGCGAAUGCGCACUUGGCGGAGGAUUAUGUCCGGUUUGCAGUGUGCAAGGACGAUGAGGUGUUGGAGGAGGCGAAGCGAAGGUUGAGGGGGCUGAAGAAGUAUAUGGAGUAG